Molecule: messenger RNA, 1113 nt
Organism: Mesorhabditis spiculigera
Lineage: Eukaryota; Metazoa; Nematoda; Chromadorea; Rhabditida; Rhabditidae
Source: the annotation of a GenBank genome assembly
AUGUUUUACUUGAUCACCAGGUGCCCGCUGCUGAAAUUGUGCCUUGUUUUGGUUCUACUACGUAUGGCAGAACUGCGUAAAGCGCAUAAGACUACGCUUACUCCAUCCGAAACUACCUUAACAACAACUCAUGCCCCAUUGGACUAUGGAACGGAAGAUAGCAAUUCAUACGGCCAAGUUCCGGAUGAUUCUCAAUACUAUUCGGCUCCAUCGUAUCCUUACGACUAUGCGGGAUAUUCUGGCUACUACUACGUAUCAGAGGACGGAGAAUCGGCAGUGGAUGCACGGAGGCAAUGUGAUGUAGAUAUCACUAUUGAUGAUGAGGAACGUGUAAGAAUCCAACAAAUGCCGGAAUUCGAGGCGGGCUAUGAUGAUCAAAUCGAUCCGCGCAUUACGGGGAAUUGUCUCCUGGCAGGGCUGGUUGGCGUUGCGAUGAACAUGGUCUCGGGAUACCUUUACGUGAAAAGAAGUCCGCUACGAGGAAAUGUUGCGCUCGCCUUUGGAGCUAUUCUGGCUUUCUUUGGCGGCAACGUUUAUCGAUUGGCAAAGUAUUUAAUGAUUAUGUAUAUGAUUAUCGUAUGCGUCAUUCCAAUCGUCAUCACAGAGCUGAUGAUCGGAAUAAUUAACGAUAUGGGUACACAUUGCUGGGGAGGCUUUUGGUACGAUCCAACCAACUUUGCCAUCACCAUCAACUUCUACAAAAACGCCUACACCCGCGAACUUUUUGAGCAGCUGAGCACUGUUGUUCUGGGAAUUAUAACCGGCACAUUGGGCCUUAACUUGACAACGUUUUGGAGGCUGAAAUACCUGGGCAUGCUAGAAAAAGGAAACUUGGUCGCCUCCCAUAAUCAGAUUUUGAUGAUUCUGCUGGGCUUCUCGAAUCUCUCGUAUUUCUUUGACGAAUUCUUGGCUGGGCUCACCCAAGAACAGCUAACCUUCGGGCGUAACAACGUUUCGGCGAAUAUUGCCAAAACUUACCGAUACCACGCGAGCAUCAUCGUCACCGGCAUGCUGUUCGUCUGUUAUUGCCUUACAUGCGGAAAUCGACGGAAAGAGAAGAACCGUGGAAUGGUCACGGUGACCGCGGGAGAAAAUGCUAGCGGCGCUGGUGAU